AUGGCGCACACGUGUUUGUCGACAGCCAAGGCGGACAUGCAGAUGAAGAUUCUCCGCAGGAAAAUUCAGAAGAGAAAUGAUAAAAAUAAACCACGCAAAUUGCUCCGAGCUGAGAAGGAAGAAGAAAACGGCGGAGGUGAUUUUCCUAAGAAGCUGAUGGUGUUCUUCUCAUCUUGCAUGUCUGUGGAGUUCCACUAUGAGCUGCUCAAUUACAUCGAUCUGCCCGUCAUGGACAUUCACGGGAAGCAGAAACAGACGAAGAGAACUACAACGUUUUUCCAGUUCUGUAAUGCAGACUCUGGCAUUCUCCUCUGUACGGAUGUGGCUGCCAGAGGUCUCGAUAUCCCAGAGGUGGACUGGAUUGUUCAGUACGACCCACCCGAUGAUCCAAAGGAGUACAUCCAACGUGUGGGACGAACAGCUCAUGGUAUUAAUGGUCGAGGACAUGCCGUCCUGAUCCUAAGACCAGAGGAGCUCGGCUUUUUACGAUUCCUCAAACAGGCCAAAGUCCCUCUGAGUGAGUUUGAGUUCUCCUGGGCUAAAAUCUCUGAUAUUCAAUCUCAGUUGGAGAAGCUGAUAGAGAACAACUACUACCCUCACAAAUUGGCUCAGGAGGCCUACAAAUCCUACGUCAGAGCUUACAACUCUCAUUCCCUCAAACAAAUCUAUAAUGUAGAGACGCUCGACCUCCCGAAAGUGGCACUGUCCUUUGGGUUUAAAGUGCCGCCUUUUGUGGACCUCAACGUUCACAGCAGUAAAGGAGUGAAGAUGCAGAAGCGAGGUGGUGGCGGAGGCUUCGGCUACCAGAAAUCUAAGAAUGUCCACAAGGCCAAGAUCUUCAAACAUGUCAGCAAAAGGAAAGGAGAUGGCAGACAGUUCUCACGCUGAGAAUAAGAUGAAUCUUCCCUCUUUUGAUCUAUACUGAGUAACUGUCAGACUACACACCUGUCAAUUUGUUAACUUGGUCUCAGUCUUUUGAGAGGAUCUCUGAUCAGUCUGCAUUCCUUGCCUGUACAGAAUUCUGUUUUCAGAAGCCAUUAUAUAAUGCUUAAUUUCUAUUGUUACUGGCCCAACGUAAGAAGAAAAGAUUGAAUACGUUUUUUAUUCACCAGUAUAAAAAUAAACAAUGCUUACUUUCUUGCUUAAACAAUUAAAAACCUUUAAAAUGCUACACAAAUAUUUUUGUGAUGCAAAAGGAAUUGACAGACCAAUUGAUAACCAAUGAACUGAACAUGAAGUUGGUUCAUUUUAUAUUAAAUAUUUUGUUAAAUUUGUAAAUAUUAUAUAUUGUCCAGUCCUAGUAACCAUAGGCUGCCAUUUUUAAAAUGUGCAAAAUUGCACAUCUCAGUUGUAAUGUUAUUAUAUAUGAACUGAAGAUCCAGUAAGAUGCCAGGUUGUUUCUAUUAGUAUAUUAUAUGUGACGUUUUGCUAGUCGGAAACCACUAUAGUAAAUAAAUCUAUCAGAUCAGCUGGUAGUUAAUUUCUCCUUUAAUGUGCUUUGUUCUUACGGAAGAUUUUUAUCAUCAUGAUAUAAAAACAAAGGUGAUUAGUAAGGGAAUUUGUGUUAUAUACAUUAUGGGUUUAAAAAAAAGGCUGCAUCAAUGCACAAAACAUUUCUAGUUAAACACAGUGUCUGAACCCAAAACAAUCUAGGCUGACAUAAACAUACUGAAAGCAGAUGUGAUCUCAGAACGAGGCUGUAAUGCAAUAAAAUGCCAACAUCAGGGAAUGCGAGUGUGUUUUGAAGUGCUGCUUGGGAGUUGUGUAUUUAAGGGGUGUGUGUACAAAUCCAGCUGUUACGACGCUCCCUUUGCCCUCAGUUUAGAUAACAGCAUCUCAUUCUUGUGGCACUCCUGGAACGGACAAGACAUGCAUUUGUUUCAUCAAUCCAGAAUAUCAAUUCUUAAUUGAUUAAUGUCUAUACACCCUAUGUAAAGGAGGCGGAAAGGAAUUCAACUGAACUUGUGUGAGCAUUUACCUCUUUAAAGUCUUUGACAGUUUUAAAGUAGACCCUCUGUUUAUCCAGCAGCUCCAAGUACUCAUCAUUCAGCUGAUCUCUGCGCAUCUUAUUCUCCUGUCUUUUCUUUUCCAUCUUUAAAUGCACAAAUAGACUUGAG
Cyprinus carpio (common carp) is the source of this 2117-nucleotide messenger RNA. Its product is annotated as ATP-dependent RNA helicase DDX18-like. The transcript has 7 exons. Gene Ontology annotation, cellular component: nucleolus. The record is from RefSeq and is a predicted model, not a curated record. Gene Ontology annotation, biological process: maturation of LSU-rRNA from tricistronic rRNA transcript (SSU-rRNA, 5.8S rRNA, LSU-rRNA). Lineage: Eukaryota; Metazoa; Chordata; Actinopteri; Cypriniformes; Cyprinidae. The coding region runs from base 1 to 888 and encodes 295 amino acids.